AUGCAAAAACUGACGGAGCGCAUAGACGACCUGAAGCAGAGAAUCGCUGCUUGGGAAAAGCGGAUUCGGCGAUAUACCGAGAGGUCGACAUGGUUCAACCAGAAUCGCCUCUUCCAGAGUGAUCAGAAGAGGCUCUAUAAAUCAUUGGGACGACCAAUGGUAAGUGGAACGGGCCCAGUAAGGAAUCAGGCCGACACGGUUGAAUUUUAG
Messenger RNA from Parnassius apollo (apollo), 210 nucleotides. The record is from the annotation of a GenBank genome assembly. Lineage: Eukaryota; Metazoa; Arthropoda; Insecta; Lepidoptera; Papilionidae.